This is a messenger RNA of Aspergillus tubingensis, 1029 nucleotides long. RefSeq names its product bifunctional protein farnesyltransferase/protein geranylgeranyltransferase (gene ramB). Bases 1 to 1029 code for a protein of 342 amino acids. Gene Ontology annotation, molecular function: CAAX-protein geranylgeranyltransferase activity; protein farnesyltransferase activity. NCBI's taxonomy places the organism in Eukaryota, Fungi, Ascomycota, Eurotiomycetes, Eurotiales, Aspergillaceae. Gene Ontology annotation, biological process: protein geranylgeranylation; protein farnesylation. The record is from RefSeq and is a predicted model, not a curated record. Gene Ontology annotation, cellular component: protein farnesyltransferase complex; CAAX-protein geranylgeranyltransferase complex; cytoplasm. The transcript is spliced from 3 exons.
AUGGAAGGAAAAUACGCAUCUGAUCCCGAGUGGGCAUCUAUACAGCCAAUUCCGCUGAACGAUGGCUCCGAAUCAGGAGCUCAGCCCUUGGCUACCAUUGCCUAUCCUUCGGACUAUCUUGAGGCCACAUCGUAUCUACGAGCGGUCAUGGCGGCCAACGAAAUGUCGGAAAGGGCCUUGAAGUUGACUGAAGACAUUAUCUCGAUGAACCCGGCACACUAUACCGUAUGGAUUUACCGAGCCAAGAUCCUGUUUGCUUUGGGCAAAGAUCUCAAAGACGAGCUGGAAUGGCUCAACGGUGUUUCACUCAAGUAUCUCAAGAACUAUCAGAUAUGGCACCAUCGUCAAGUUCUCAUGUCACGCACAGAUCACUUCCCAAGCCCACCGGCUAAGGAGCCAGACUUCCUCAUGGAAAUGUUUGCCCAAGACUCCAAAAACUACCAUGUUUGGACCUACCGUCACUGGUACGUCCGCCACUUCAAGCUCUGGGAUGCCCCGCGGGAAAUCCAGGACGUGGAGGCCCUCAUUGCAUCGGAUGUCCGCAACAACUCCGCUUGGAACCACCGCUUCAUGCUCCGGUUUGGCCCGCGCGAUAACGAGCCAGAUGCUGGAAUGCCCAAUAGCGGCGGAGACCCUUCGGAGAAGGGCCGACUAGCCGUUGUCGAUGAAGACGUUGUCGACGCUGAGCUGCAGUACGCUAAAUCUAAGAUUGUCCGGGCGCCCGAGAAUCGUAGCCCGUGGUCAUAUGCGCGGGGUGUAUUGCGUGCCGCGGGUCGGCCUCUUUCGGAAUGGAAGGAAUUUGCUGGCAAGUUCGUCGUCGAUAAGGAAGAUGGUGGCGUUGAGGUCAAGAGUAGCCAUGCUGUUGAAUGGCUGGCUGAUGUGUUCGUUGCGGAAAGCGAACCGACAUCAGAACAGGAAGCUGUCCGUAUGCUUACCUUGCUGAAGGAGAAGUAUGAUCCCAUUCGAUCUAACUACUGGGAUUAUCGCAUUCGGACGAUUACCAGUGCAGCCGUUCCUGCUACAGCAUGA